CAUACAUACGUGUAUGUUGUCGGCGAUUAGCCUAGCAAUGAUCUUAAUUGUGGUUGUCAGCCCAAAACCCUCUAAAUAUAUAUUAAAUGCAUCUUACCAGAUAUAAAAUGACUACUACAUAAUCUGUGGUAAUCGUUUAGAGCCCAGUUUUCUCGUCGAAUUGCAGCAGCCCAUCUCGCUCUCUUCUCUCCGGGUCUCUCGGAAUCUGGUAGAACUUCAAGUCUCUCCAUCUUCUCCGUCUAUCUUCUCUGUUAUUGCAACCGACCGCCACACACGCCUUCACCAUUUUGAUUAUUAAUGUUAACGAGCAGAAAAACACGUCGUAAAUAGGAGGAAUGUACGUAGCCGUAACAGGGAAACAUGAUGUGUUGACGGACAAUUGGGCGGCACCAGUUAGGAGGAAGGAGUUGUGACGUCACGUGGGUAGGGUCUAUACAGAGAUAAUAAUAAAACUGGAUAGGAUGUCGUCAUAGAAUAAAUUGGAGCUAGUAUCUAUGUUUUUUGACGUUAAUGACGUAUAACGUAGGCGCAUAAGAUUUGUUACUGUAAAUAAUUAGCCCCAAAAAAACCCCGACGUCUUUGGACAGCUUUUUACGGGGAAAAGGCCACCUGACGAGAAAGAAGAGAAGCCUAUGCCAAGUCCACUCUACAUAAUAUGAGGCCAACAGUUUGCAAACGAGGCAAUGAAGCCUUCAAAGCUGCUUCGGCACAUAGAGACGAAGCACCCAGAAAUAAUGGAUAAGCCUUUGGAAUUUUUUAAACAAAAAAAAAGCGCGAACACGAAGGACAGAGACAAUUAGUGUGGGUCUCCAACCAACAAAAGCGAAUGCACUGAGAGCAUCAUACCUUGUGUGGCGAACCGUAAUGCUAAAGCCAAGAAACCUUUCACCAUUGGAGAAUUGAUUAUGCCUCUGACCAAGGAUAUUUACUGUCAAGUUUUAGGACAGAGAAGGUUCAGCGUCUGGUAAUUUACAUUUUCCUUGCACUUAGCAUUUGUUUUUAGCACUGUCGUGUUAUUUUAUACUUACUAUUUUUCUGCCGGUCCGUGGAAAAAAGGCCCACAUCACACCGGUCCAUUGUGCAAAAAAGGUUGGGGACCCCUACCCUAGUGUGUCUGGUCAUUGUGUUUACCCACUGAUUUCACCUGUUGUUGGCUGCUCCUUGUGUGUUGACCAAUCAGCUGCCUCUUUUGUCACCCACCUGUGCCUCAUUGUCUCGUUAACCCAUGUCUGUAUUGAAGAUCCCCAUUUGCUGUCUGUUCUUGUUGCGUAAUUCUGUUCUGCGUUCAUGCCUGGUUUUUCCUGUAUCCCAUAAUGUAGAGCUGGUGUUGAAUUCGCCAACCUCUCCGGAAUCAGGUACUGCCAGCGUUCGGGCUAGACCCACCGUCAAACAUUACACUACAUCUGAGGCUUUUCAACCUUUUGCUGUUCCAACACCCAGAGUCCCGGUCCUCCCCACUAUCAGUGGGCCAAAGAUCAAUGGAGCAGUCAAUGGAGAUCAGUUUUCCUAUGGGUCAAAUGAGGAAGAAAUAUCGGUUCCCCCUCCUCCCUCCACGGCCCCUCCUCCGCCUCCAGAGACAUUUAUCCUCCCUCCACCAGACUUUUUGGGUUACCUAAGCACCUUAGAGAUGACGGCCCUUGAGCCUCCCCCUACAGUUGCACCAAAGCCACAACGAACUGAAGACAAAAAUCGGCGCAUCAUAAAACCCCCACCAAUGCCCCCACCUAAGCCUCCGUCUACAGGCUCCAGUGGCUCUGCAUCUUCAACUCCCAUUUCAAAACCAUCGCCAGCCAAAGUCCCCAAACAUCCAAAUUACGCCCCGCCACUUCCUCCCGACAAAGGGCAGCAAAAAACCUUAAAAAAUCCUCCUCCAAAACCCAUUAGACACUCAUCAAUGGCCAACCUCGACUCUCCGCCAGCGAUUCCUGCCCCACCUCCUCCUGUGAAGACUCCUACACAAUCCACCUUCAAUCCCCGAAACACAGCAAAGCUUAACCAUGUCUCCAAUGUCUCAGUCCUCAGUGGCUAUGGGGAACAAGACACAAGACCCAAACAGAUGCUACUCUUUGAAGAUACAGAGUCUCCUAAGCCAGUGUCACCGUCGGUCCCGGUGAAUGGAGAUGUCCUCAGGGAGAUGCCAAACAAGCCAGUUCGCAAAGAUCCACUGCAUCACAAAGAAAAUUUACAAAGUACACGUCUCUCUCAUACAUCUGUAUAUGAGCCACAAAAAUCCGUUUCCAAAGAUGUUCUGUAUCACAAAGAAAAUAUACAAAGUAUUGAGCCCUCUUUGUCACACAUGCCUGAAGUGACCACAAAGACAAACACAGAGAAAGUAUUAGCACAGAAUGGAACAGUCCAACCACUGAGGGCAACAUACCAGAUACCAAGGAAACUUCAGACAGGGAACAGAACUCUCCUGACCGCUGAGGAUAUCCAAGGCAAACUUGGUCCAAAAGCAGCUGGUAAAUCUAGUCCAUUAUCAGACAGCUUUAAAAAUGUUGAAAGCAGUGAGGUUCAAGAGGCUGCCUCUCCUCUGUCUCUUCUACUGGCGGCUCAGGAAAGAGACAGGUAUAAGGGCGUUCAGUCUCGUGAGCACAGCCCCUUGGAGAAUCAGCGCAGGGGAAGCAUUCAGCAGGAUACUAACUUUCCCAAACCUCUGACUACAAUCCAAAGAGCCCUUUCAACCUCCUGUCUCUUGCCUCAGGACAAAAUGCAAAUAAGUCCAACAUCUGUUAAGCCUGUGGAGCAUUGUGACACAAAAUCAGCAACCAUCUCGCGGAUGAAAAAUGCAACAUCCUCUAAGCCAGUUGAGAGUUUGACGACACCAGCACCAUCUGUAGAUAUAAGCAGCCAGCAUGCGGUGAGGAAGGUUUCCAAUAUUAAUGCUGUAGAGGACAUGGAAUACACAGUUGUGCCUCUACUCCCGCCACCUCCAGAAUUCGACGAUUUCGAUGACAUUAUGAAGUCCUCUCCUUCCACUAAUCCCCCUGAUGCCCCAUUAAAUACGGCACUAACACCAAAUAUGGACUCUCUUCCACCUGCUCACAUUCCCCCUUCACCGCUACCUAAAGCUUCAAAACAACCAGCUCCAAGUAUCAAUGUUCAAGCUAAGUCAAAGUUCCAAACAAAUUCUAAGAGAGACCCUGCAAUGCAGUCACCUACUCACAUUCCACCUUCACCAUUAUAUAAAGCCCCAAAACACCCAGCUCCAAAGGUCAUUCAACCUAAUGCGCAGUUCCAGAUAAAUUCUAAGACAGACCCCGCACAGCGGCCAGCAACUCUGUCGUCAAACAAAGCUACGCUUGUGAGCAUUUUGCAAAAAAAGAUGUUGGAGAUGGAUCACAAAAUUACUACCACAACGGAGGCAGACUAUGACUCUGAAGACUGGGGAGUGCCACUUUCCGAGGAAAUCAAAGCCCCUGUCAUCCCAAAGGCCAUGCCACAGGCCAAGAGUGUUUCAACUCACCACAAGCAGGGAGGCAACGUGGGGAAAAAAUAUCCGGACAUUGACGACAAUGAGCCACUAUCAAGCCAUCAGUAUGGGAUGACGUAUCGAGUUCGGCCUGGAAGCAAAAAACCCAUUACUCUCGUUAGAAAAGGACUAUCAUGAGUAAAACACUAUACACUGGUAUCUCUACUUACAAACGUUUCCACAUAUAGAAUUUUCAGGUUAGGACACGCCUCAACGGGAAAAUAUUGCCUCUUGUUAAGAAAGAAAUUUCAGGAUACGAAAGGCAAAAAUACAGUAUGGCUGGUACUUGCAGCUCUCAGUGUUAACUGAACGCAACAUACUUAUAGCUGCUCUGUCACUGGCUAUUGCUUAGCAUUCCUGGCAUUCAAUUGGCUAAGCGUGACCUCUACUGUAUGUGUGUGUGUAUUCCAGCGUCUUCUUCAUUUGUCCCUUGUAUUCUGACAGAUUUACAUGAGUGUAUUAACUUUCAUUCUUUAUUCUUGGUUUUUUUACAUUAUGAACAACUCAGAUUUUGUCAUUUUGCAAUCUAAUUGCAACAUGUAUUUUUUACAUGUUUUACGCAUUAUAAAAGAAUUAUGUCUGAAUAUUGUGGCGCUUGUAACGGAUUAGGGCAUUUACAUGGAAAACUCGUCUCUACUUACAGAAUUUUCAAUUUAAGAAACCAAUUAAUUUCUUAAGUAGAGGUACCACAGUAUUUAUUAUUAAUGAUUUUAUAUCACACUUAAUUCUCGGAAAGAAUACUGUACACCAGGCCUGGGCGAUAAAUUGAUUUUAAUUUAAAGAAUUAAUUUGAGGGGGUUUUUUGUGUGCAAAUGAUUUUAAAAAUUGUUAUUUGAGGUAUUUUUUCAUUGUUUUUUUUUUUUUUGUGUGUGUAUCUGUUUGUUUGUUUGUUUUUUGCCAUAAAGGAAUGCUAACUAAGGGGAGAGAAAAGGAUAUUUAAGACAGAUAUUUUGCACUUUACGUUACUUUUGUUCAACAAUAAACUAUUUUGUUUAACCCAUUAUAAGGCAAGUGACUAUUUUUGGUCAUUAAAAAUGUAAUGUAAUUAAAAAUGUUAACCCUAGAAUAACAUGGCGUUCACAUACAUGGACAUCAUGUACAUUAAUUUGCCUCUCCCAGUCAAAAUGGAUUGAACGUCUAGCACCUUCAAUGGCAGCCAAUCAGUUAAAUGAGUGCCCUCUAGUAGGUUAAAUUUGUUUUGAUCUUUCUCUGUAUUUUUUUUCCUAUUGUGUCCUUAGAAAAGUAGGGGUGAGAAAAAAACUAAAAAUAUUUUUGGUGAAAAAUAAUCACAAAUUUGAUUUUGAGGCAGUAUCGCCCAGACCUACUGUAUAGUACGUACUGUAUGUAGCGUGGACAAAAAGAACAAUUGAAAGACGGGAUUUAAACUCUAAGGGUUAAUUAACUCUAAGUCACUGUUUUAAUCACAAUGCCGCUGGUGAGAAGCAAAACAAAAGGGAAUCGGGCCAUGCUAAAUUCUAACUAUAGGCGCUCUAUUAAAUUAGUAGCAUCGAGCACAGUAACAAAACAUUACAGUGACACUAAUGCCAACAUGUUCUCAGCUAGUGGUUGUUCUAAUGUUGUCAUGGCAAUAAAGUAUUUUUUAUAGUUCACUAUAAACUAGAUUAUAAAGCUGUUACAGACGAAUUCCGAUCAUGCAAUUGGCAUUUGUUUGUCCUCCAUGUUGGAGGUUGAAAUCGGUACGAUAAGCUAGGUCUGAAAGGGAAGGACUAGUAGACUGACUACGGUCACUGGCUUGAAGUUAACCGUUUCUCGAUUGACCGCAGCAAGUAAACAUUCAUCAUGGGCUAGGUAAUCAAACAUUCAACAUUACUGAUUGAGCCAGCGUAUGAAAAAAGUGCAAUGAUUGUCAAUAAAGUGAUUUUUAGUCCAGAAUACUCAUGAUAACCCAAAUUUUAGCACCCAAAAUUUGUCCCCUUAGUCUGGUCCUUAUUUAAAAGUCGCUCGGGCAAAGUUGUUGUAUGCCAUUGAAUACUCACAUAAAUGAACCAGCAUUCCAAUUUAUAUUCCAUUCAAAUAAAAUACUAGCAGCCUUUAAUCUUAAAAGCAAAUGCCUCUACCUCAGACUUUUAAAUAAAAAUAAGCAUAGAAAUGACCAUAAUUUUUGGACUAUAAGCCACUACUUUUCCCCCUCGUUUUCCGUCCGGAAGCUCAUUUGUUGAUUUAUUUGGGUUAACAUUUUAUUUGACGGCAUCAUAGGACAGUCAUAAUUAUGAAAUGACACUGUCAUGGGCAUUAAUGAAUGCUUAUGAAAGAUGUCAGUGUCAUCUGGCAAAUAUUGUCUCUAACUCUUUUAUGCCUAUAGAAUUUCCUGGAUGACACUGAAUGACAUCUGUCAUAAGCAUCAUUAAUGACAUCUGUUAUAAGCAUUCAUUAAUGCCCUUGACAAUGUCAUUUUAAAAUUAUGACGGUCUUAUGACAGUCUUAUGACACCGCUGUUAACUAAGGUUUUACAGGUCAAUAUUGUUUGUUGUAAAUAUCCCAUAAUACAGUGAGGAACACUGUGGCUCAUAGUCCGGUGCAGCAUAUCAUGAACAAAUGCUGUUUUCGUGUCAAAUUUGGUGGGUUGCGGCUUAUAGUCAGGUGCGCCUUACAGUCUGAAAAUUAUGGUAGGGAUGUACUUAUGUACUGUAGGGACAGUAUAGAACAUGCAUUGUCAACAUUGCUAAGCUUGAAAUCUUACCUUAAAAAUUAUAUGGAUUAGUUAUCUGGUCUGUCAGUCAAGUCUGUCUUUUCCUCGACAAAUUUUCUAGCUGUCCACCAUGAUUCCAAAUUGAUGCCGUAAAAAGGUGAAAUGAAGAGCCCUCUCGUCUCAAGACAUUAGUAAAGUAUAAAAUUAGUAAAGUAUUAGUAAGUCAAGACAUUAGAAAAGUAUAAAAUUCUACGUGCAAAACACUGAAAGAAUCCUUUCUCAAAGUAACUUUUUUUGUUGUUGUAAAUAUAAAUAAGAUGCUGCUUUAUUUGUGGAGGGAUAAUGUUGCUGCUCAUUGUAUGCUAUUAGUUGCAUAAAAGAGCGUCUUUGCUUUUUCUUUUACCUCUGUAUUGGCAAUUUAUCUGUUCAGUACGCACCAGAAGGAAAAAAAAAAAAAAAAAAAAAAAACACCAGCCC
Messenger RNA from Corythoichthys intestinalis (scribbled pipefish), 6599 nucleotides. RefSeq names its product proteoglycan 4. The record is from RefSeq and is a predicted model, not a curated record. NCBI's taxonomy places the organism in Eukaryota, Metazoa, Chordata, Actinopteri, Syngnathiformes, Syngnathidae. The transcript is spliced from 5 exons. Bases 1226 to 3610 code for a protein of 794 amino acids.